AUGGCUGACCCUAACGACAAGAGUCUCCUUGCCAGACUCAACGCCCUCAAGCCAACGAGCGUCCAGCUCGACCCCUCCACAAACGCCUUGAACAUCCCCCUGUCUGGAGAAAGACCCACCGAGCCAGCAUCCAAGGAAGAUGUGUUAUCAGAGAGGCUCAAGAUCCUGAGGAACCAACGGGAUGCCACUCCGGAAUCUCGUACACUCAGCGACCCCCCUCCACCAUAUGCAGAGACUGCAGGUGACAAAGACCCGGUUUCAUUUUUACACUCGCAGGCAGGACCAUCGCCUGCCAAAUCACCACCUGUCAAGACGGUUGGGGCAGAGGUGACACACGAGACCGAGCAAGGUCACGCAUAUGAUGACGACGAUGACAACGGCAAGACGCUUGACGAGAUACUAGAUAGUCUCGUGCUGGAAGAUGAUCAAUGGUCUGUUUCUGAGGAUGAUGAAGAAUCCUCACAGAGGGUGGAGGAAUUACUAGCCGGCCUAAGGCGAGACGCAGGGGCGCAGCCAUUGCCAUCCACCGGGAAAUCUCCCCCUGAUGCAGAAGGAGGCGAAGGCAACGACGACUCGGAGGGAGAAGAGAUGUCGCGGCAGAUACAAGACGUGCUUUCCAAAACACUAGAUGAAGUCAAACUCGAGGGCGGCCCCGGUCAGCCCAUCCAGCCAGACGAGCCCGACCCCGCCUCCACAACGCAGGCAGACAAAACCAGCGCGUUCGGUGGCCAUCUGCCAGACCAACACCAAGACACUGACCUCGCCCUCCCCGCCGUGCCUCAAACACCCACGGAAGAACAAUCUCUCCCUGACCUCCCCACAACUCCUCAUGACACUACCGCCUCGGCGGGACUCUCGCUGCCCGCCGUGCCCAGCAUCCUCCAGGAUCCUGUGCCGCCGUCGAAAGCAGGCGACCCCUUCGAGUCAUCAAUAGCAGCACGCCUCGCCGCGCUCAAGGGCCCAGGGCACAAACCCAUCGCCACAGACGACUUCGGCCUGCCGGCAGCGCCGACGUUCCAGCCCGAGGACAGGCCCGUCGCAGGGGUCUCCAAGAAACUUGGAUAUACGGACGACGACGCCAAGAUGUGGUGUCUUGUUUGCCUUGAGGAUGCCACGGUGCGGUGCCUUGGAUGUGAUGGCGAUGUGUAUUGUGCGCGGUGCUGGAAGGAGAUGCAUGUUGGGCCUGCGGCGGGAUUCGACGAGCGGGGUCACCAGUGGGAGAAGUUUGAUGCGAGGGAGGUUAGGUAG
Cryphonectria parasitica EP155 is the source of this 1248-nucleotide messenger RNA. RefSeq lists its product as uncharacterized. The record is from RefSeq and is a predicted model, not a curated record. The transcript has 2 exons. Lineage: Eukaryota; Fungi; Ascomycota; Sordariomycetes; Diaporthales; Cryphonectriaceae. Bases 1 to 1248 code for a protein of 415 amino acids.